AUGACAGAGCUGAAGGCAAAGGCUUCCCGGGCUCCCCACGUGGUGGGCGGCGCGCCCUCCCCCACCCAGGCCGGCUCUCCCCUGCUGGGACGCCCGCACGCCGGCCCCUUCCAGGCGAGCCAGACCUCGGACGCCGCGCCAGGCUCCCUGGGCGGGCUGCUCUUCCCUCGGCCCUGCCGGGGGCCCGACCCCGACGGGAAGGCGCUGGGCCAGCAGGCGCUGUCGGACGUGGAGGGGGUGUAUCCCAGAGCUGAAGCCACAGGGGGUGCCGGGGGCGGCAGCUCCAGGCCCCCCGAGAAGGACAGCGGGCUGCUGGACAGUGUCUUGGACACGCUCCUGGCGCCCUCGGGUCCCGCGCAGAGCCACGCCGGCCCUCCCGCCUACGAGGCCAGCGGCCCCUGGUGCCUGUUUGGCCCCGAGCUUCCGGAAGGGCCUCCGGCUGUCCCCGCCACCCAGGGCGCGCUGCCCUCGCUCAUGAGCCGUCCGGAGAGCAAGGCUGGCGACGGCUCCUACAAAGCGCUGCCCAGGGGGCUGUCACCGUCCCGGCCGCCGCUGCCCUCGGCCUCCGGCAACCAGCACUGGCCCGGGGCCGCGGUGAAGCCGGCCCCGCCGCCCGCCGCGCUGGAGGUGGAGGAGGGGGGCUCCGAGUGCCCGGGCUCGGUGGGCCCGCUCCUGAAGGGCAAGCCCCGGGCCCUGGGAGGCACGGCGGCCGAGGGAGGAGCCGCGGCCACGGCGCCCGGGGCGGCCGAAGGAGGCGUCGCCCUGGUCCCCAAGGAAGAUGCCCGCUUUUCGGCGCCCCGGGUCGCCCUGGCAGAGCAAGACCCGCCCGCGGGGCCCGGGCGCCCCCCGGUGACCACCAUGGUGAUGGAUUUUAUCCACUUGCCCAUCCUGCCCAUCAACCCGGCCUUGCUGGCCGCCCGCACCCGGCAGCUGCUGGAGGGGGACAGCUCAGACGGCGGGGCCGCGGCGGUCAGCGCCUUGGCCCCGCCGCGGGGCUCCCCCUCGGCCACGUCCCCCCCGGGCGCCGCCGGCGACUUCCCCGACUGCGCGUACCCGCCCGACCCCGAGCCCAAGGACGACGCGUUCCCGCUCUACGGGGACUUCCAGCCGCCCGCCCUGAAGAUCAAGGAGGAGGAGGAAGGCGCCGAGGCCGCCGCGCGCUCCCCGCGCCCCUACCUGGUGACCGGUGCCAGCCCCGCCGUCUUCCCGGAUUUCCAGCUGGCGCCGCCGCCGCCGCUUCCUCCGCGAGCGCCGUCGUCCAGACCCGGGGAAGCGACGGUGGCGGCCGCCCCCGCCGGUGCCUCCGCCUCGUCCACGUCCCCGUCGGGGUCGGCCCUGGAGUGCAUGCUGUACAAGGCGGAGGCCACGCCGCCCCACCAGGGCCCGUUCGCGCCGCAGCCCUGCAAGGCGCCGGGCGCGGGCCCCUGCGUGCUGCCGCGGGACGGCCUGCCCGCCGCCGCCGCCGCCUCCGCCUCCGUCUGCGCCGCCGGGGCGGGCCCCGCGCUCUACCCGCCGCUCGGCAUCAACGGGAUCCCGCAGCUCGGCUACCCCGCCGCCGUGCUCAAGGAGGGGCUGGCGCCGGUCUACCCGCCCUAUCUCAACUACCUGAGGCCGGAUUCAGAAGCCAGCCAGAGUCCGCAGUACAGCUUCGAGUCAUUACCUCAGAAGAUCUGUUUGAUCUGUGGGGACGAAGCAUCAGGAUGUCAUUAUGGUGUCCUUACCUGUGGCAGCUGUAAGGUCUUCUUUAAACGGGCAAUGGAAGGACAGCAUAAUUACUUGUGUGCUGGAAGAAACGACUGCAUCGUUGAUAAAAUCCGCAGGAAAAACUGCCCAGCAUGUCGCCUUAGGAAGUGCUGUCAGGCCGGCAUGGUCCUCGGAGGUCGAAAGUUUAAAAAGUUCAAUAAAGUCAGAGUUAUGAGAGCACUAGAUGCUGUCGCGCUCCCGCAGACGGUGGGCAUUCCAAAUGAAAGCCAAGCCCUAAGCCAGAGAAUCAGUUUUUCGCCAAGUCAAGACUUACAGUUGGUCCCCUCCCUGAUCAACCUGCUAAUGAACAUUGAACCAGACAUGGUCUAUGCAGGACAUGACAACUCCAAACCUGAUACCUCCAGUGCUUUGCUGACGAGUCUUAAUCAACUAGGCGAGAGACAACUUCUUUCCGUAGUCAAGUGGUCUAAAGCACUGCCAGGUUUUAGAAACUUACAUAUUGAUGACCAGAUAACUCUCAUCCAGUAUUCUUGGAUGAGCUUAAUGGUAUUUGGACUAGGGUGGAGAUCCUAUAAACAUGUCAGUGGAAAGAUGUUGUAUUUUGCACCUGAUCUAAUAAUAAAUGAACAGCGGAUGAAGGAAUUAUCAUUCUAUUCAUUAUGCCUUACCAUGUGGCAGAUUCCACAGGAGUUUGUGAAGCUUCAAAUUAGCCAUGAAGAGUUCCUCUGUAUGAAAGUAUUGCUACUUCUUAAUACAAUUCCUCUGGAAGGGCUAAGAAGUCAAAACCAGUUUGAAGAAAUGAGAGCAAGCUACAUUAGAGAGCUCAUCAAGGCAAUUGGUUUGAGGCAAAAAGGAGUUGUCUCUAGUUCACAACGUUUCUACCAACUUACAAAGUUUCUUGAUAACUUGCAUGAUCUUGUUAAACAACUUCAUCUGUACUGCUUGAAUACAUUUAUCCAGUCCCGGGCACUGAGUGUUGAAUUUCCAGAAAUGAUGUCUGAAGUUAUUGCUGCACAAUUACCCAAAAUCUUGGCAGGGAUGGUGAAACAUCUUCUCUUUCAUAAAAAGUGAAUUCCAUUUUUACCUUUAAAAAUUAAAUUUUGUGGUAUGUC
This is a messenger RNA of Eptesicus fuscus (big brown bat), 2816 nucleotides long. It is a transcript of the gene PGR, whose product is annotated as progesterone receptor. Gene Ontology annotation, molecular function: steroid binding; sequence-specific DNA binding; zinc ion binding. Gene Ontology annotation, cellular component: nucleus. Gene Ontology annotation, biological process: steroid hormone receptor signaling pathway; regulation of DNA-templated transcription. The coding region runs from base 1 to 2775 and encodes 924 amino acids. NCBI's taxonomy places the organism in Eukaryota, Metazoa, Chordata, Mammalia, Chiroptera, Vespertilionidae. The transcript has 8 exons. The record is from RefSeq and is a predicted model, not a curated record.